Messenger RNA from Manduca sexta (tobacco hornworm), 2613 nucleotides. RefSeq names its product monocarboxylate transporter 4. Gene Ontology annotation, biological process: transmembrane transport. The transcript has 10 exons. The record is from RefSeq and is a predicted model, not a curated record. Bases 1 to 1857 code for a protein of 618 amino acids. Lineage: Eukaryota; Metazoa; Arthropoda; Insecta; Lepidoptera; Sphingidae. Gene Ontology annotation, molecular function: monocarboxylic acid transmembrane transporter activity.
AUGGAGCCGGGCUGGUGGUCGCCGUCGCUGUCGGCCUCGCCGCCGCCGCCGCCCCGCGCCCCGCCGCCGCGCUGCCGAUGUCCUCAUCCAUACUCCACCAGUUACACCUGCUUACCCCAUUAUGAUGGCUGGCCAGAUGGUGAAGAAGAGUCAUCAGGAGGAGCGCUGCGAGAGCGCGAGCUUCGCUCCCUCCACCGCACGGUGCCCGCGCUGCGUCGCCGCGAGCUCGACACGCGCGCCAUCAAACACCACUUCUACCCUGAGGGUGGAUGGGGAUGGAUCGUGUGCGGAGCUGCUUUUCUGGCUCACUUGUUGUCUACAGGACUUCAGCUAGCAUACGGAGCGCUACAUGUUUACGCCCUGCGACACCUCGGACCAUCCGCUGAUCACGCUGUGUGGGCCGGCGCGAUUUGCGUGGGUGUGUCGCGAGCUGCCGGAGCCGUAGUGGCUGGUCGGCGGAGGUCACCACGACUGGUUGCCCUGCUCGGCGGCUUGCUGCUCCCUCUAGCUUGUCUGUUCACAUCAUUCGCGACGCAGUUGCACCAAACGUUGCUUAGUUAUGGCGUGGUGCUCGGAGUCGGUUGCGGAUUAGUAAGAGAGGCGGCCGGGCUAGUGCUGGGCGCGUAUUUCCGCCGACGUCGGCAGUUCGUAGAGCUGGUGGCUCACGCGGGCGGCGGCGUCGGAAUAGCGCUCUUCAGCGUCGCGUACAAAGAGGCGGUCGGUAAACUCGGAUGGCGUUUAGGCCUCCAAGCGGUGACUGGUGUCUUAGUCCUGGCUUUCUUCCUAAGUGCUGUAUAUCGAAGCGCUUCUUUAUACCAUCCACAACGGCGGGCGAUUUUACAUCUCAAGAAUCAACGCCGAAAGGUCAAAGAAAAAAAAGGUCUAAAAAGGCCCCCGCUCAUCGAUUUAAGUCCCCUUCAAUCUCGACCCGCAAAAGUUUUGUUGUUAGCAGCAGGAUUAGCAGCUUUUGGACUUUACACUCCAGUGUUUUUCUUGGCUCUACAAGGAUUUCAAGAGGGAUUAGAAGAAAGUGCUCUGGUGUUAUUGCAAACGUUUUUGGGAUUCGCUGCGGUUCUGGGUUGUGCCGGCUUCGGGCUCGUGCUGGUGCGGCCGUCAGCGCAAUGUCUUGUUUCAAAGCAGUAUCUAUGUCAAACUGCUAUGCUUGGGAUCGGAAUAUCCAUGCUCGCAUUAAGUAGUGUUGAAGGAUAUCACGGGUAUGUUUUGUUCGCGUGGAUGUACGGACUGUGUCUCGGAGGAUUUUUAUAUUCAAUGAAAAUGUUGACAAUGGAGCGAGUGCGCGGCCGGCACUUCACAAAAGUUUGGGGUUUUGUACAAGGAGCAGAAGCUCUACCGGUGAUAGUGGGCGUGCCAGUGACCGGGUAUAUCAACCAACAUAUUCCUCGCGCUGGCUUCUACUUUUCGACUGCUACGACGCUGGCGGGUGCCUUACUGUUGUUCUUUGUUGGAUUUUCCAAGCGAGAACCGGAGCCACCACCUCCCGCACCGGCGCCAACUAUAUCCGAAGCUUGCCCGUGUGUGACUCCCCCGCCAAGAUGCGAGCCGACCUGGUGCGCCUGCAGUGCUGGUGGCGCCACCGCGUACUGUGCGUGGACUGGCGCUACUUGUACCACCCGCUUGCCCAAGUCUUUGUCGUACGCUGCCCCGCUGGACCGCGUGUGUUGCUCAGCCGCCCACUGCCCCGACUGUUACCGACGUUCAGUACCUCUGCGCCCUUCACGGAGCGUUCCUGAAGGCCUCGCAAAUCGAGGAGCCACGUGGACUCGCACCGGCUCGUGCCGGUCCACGUGUCGGCGUCGAGAACAUCACCUCAUAGAACAAAUCACUACAUCUGUAUGAUAUAUAAUUAAAAAUGUACGAAUUUCUUAUACAAUCGCCAAUUUCAUUGCGGUGGUAUUUGAUUAGUAAAAAAUGUAAGGUGUAAAUAUACUUUUUGUAGUGGAUAAUAUCUUCCUGUCAAAUUCAGUCAAGAGAUAGUUGUAUGCAGUUUAUAACAAAGCAAUAAUUCCAUCGCACAGUUAUUUCCGAUACGCUUUAUAUCGAAAUGAGGAUGUGACGGUUCCUUGACUGUUGCUCGUACUUUACGCUUUGUAUGAACAAGUGGUAAUUUUAAAAUUGUAUGAUAGUGUUCUUCUAAUUCUCAAAGUACUCGUGGGACCUUCGUCGAUAUAGUUGAUAGCCAUAUUUUAUAUGUCGUAGGAAUAACACCUUUCAACAAUGUUUCCACUAAAUUUUAACGAUAAAACAUCUUUCUAAAGUCUGUUUGUACUAUAGUUAUUGUGCCUACGAGAACUACGUAUAAACUUUCUUGUUCACUCAUAUCCAUAAUAAUAAUUUGGCAUGAGGGCUGACGUUAUAGUCAUACUUUUGUAAAAUAUAAUUAUGUUUCACGGAACAAGUCAAUUUCCAUAGUUUAUUCAUAAUGUAUUGUGACGACGUAGAGCUCGUGUUAGCAGGAUUCUGUUGGUUAUUGUUACGGUAUAUUCGAUUGUUUAGAUGUAUUGUAAUUAUAUUUUAAUGUUAAAAAUAUUUGUUGUUUUUUACCAAAGUGUGAUUUACAAUUUUAGUGAUAAAUAAAAUAUAAGAUCAUAGCAA